AAGGACUUGAAGCUUGCAAUGUCUGACUUUAUCGCCCUCCCCUUUGCUCCUGACGUGGGUCUACUGAAGCUCACUUGGACUUCAGCUGUUGUCUCUGCAGGCGUCCUCGCUAUCUUGUACUCUCAAUCCAAGAAGGAUGGUUUCAAUUACCUUCCUGGAUUUCCCUUCGUCGGCGCUUGGUCUUUCUUCACAAAGCGUGCUGAAUUCCUUGACGUUGCCAUUACGGCCAACCGUAGCGGAAAAACGUCCAAGUUUAAUCUUCGCAAUCACAACAUCAUCAUUGCCACCAAUGAAGAUGGCCGAAAGGUCUUCUAUGGUACGCGAGGUCUCAGCGUCAGUGAUGGUUAUGCGGCACUUUGGGGCACAGCCCCUAGUCUGAAUGAAGCGCUUGGCGAAGUCGAAUCGACGGCCAAACAAUCCAACUUUUUCAUGAAACGACUUCAACCGCUCUUGCACCGGGAUCGCUUGCACAGACUUAUUCCAGAGCUUUUUUCUGACCUUAAUGUUCACUUGGAGUCUUGGCCGCAGUCUGGCCACAUGGAUCCAUUCACCCAUGUCUGGAAUGUCAUCUUCCACUUGACGAACCGUGCCCUAGGUGCUAGAGAACUCGCCGACGACUUGUCUACUGUCAAGGAGCUUGCUACUCUUUAUUGGAGUGCGGAGCAGGACCCUAGUCCUUCUUCUGUUCUCCUACCAUGGAUUCCUUCUCGUACGAAGCAACAACGGAUGGAGGCUAUGGGCACACUUUAUACCACAUUCGCUGACACCAUAAACAAGAGGAUAUCGGAAGGAAGAUCUGAAAACGAUGCCGUCCAAUUCAUGCUCGAUCAAGACGAUACUGUGGAAGAAAUUGCUCCGUUCAUCAUGCAAGCGAUUUUCACUGGCACUAUCACUACCGGUAUAUUGGUCUGCUGGAUCCUGAUAUAUCUCCACACCUACCCUGAAUGGGAUGCCAAGAUUCGUCAAGAACUUGAAGCACUACUUAAUGAGUAUAGCCCUGACGCUACUCUCCCUAUGUACGCUCGCUUCUCACAAGUACCUGUCGAGGCAUGGGAGGGGUCAACGCCUGUUCUGGAGGCCGUGAUCACUGAGACGAAUCGCAUGGUUAUCAGUGGCUCCAACAUGCGCCGGAACAUGGGUGAAGAUAUUGAAGUCAACGGGCUAAAGGUGAAACAGGGAGAGUUUAUGUUGUACCCAAUGGGAUCACUGCAUCACGACGCGGAUCAUUAUCCUGAUCCCUUGAGGUGGGAUCCUUCACGAUGGGCGGAUCCUACGCGUCUGGAACGAGAGAGGUCGCAGUGGUCGUUUUUGGGCUGGGGAGUUGGGUUGCAUCCUUGCCUUGGCAUGAGGAUCGCCAAACUAGAUUUGAAACUUGCUGUGUCUCUUUUCAUCCAACUAUUUGAGUACUCCCGUGUGGACAAGAACGGUAAUCCAUCGAAGGACAUUCCUGUGCCGAAUCUUAAUGACCUGCAUCGUGUUGCUCCGAAGGGAGAGGGCCGGUACUUUCAAUAUAAGAGGAGACCAUCGACUGUAAAGACCGCGAUGCUGCAGUAGUUGGAUGAGCUUGGGAUUACGCUACUUUUACACAUUUAACGACCUUUCAUGUCUUGGUACUUAUUCAAGAAGCUUAUUUUUUGGAUACGUAGCCAAAUUCUACAGGACGUUUGAACGUUCGAACACUUGUAAAUAAUUACAUUCGUACUGAGCUGUUGAGUGCAUCACAAUUUUCAUCACCUUUCUCCCUG
Molecule: messenger RNA, 1745 nt
Organism: Serpula lacrymans var. lacrymans S7.9
Lineage: Eukaryota; Fungi; Basidiomycota; Agaricomycetes; Boletales; Serpulaceae
Gene: mox10
Product: putative monooxygenase
Exons: 10
Coding region: 19-1554 (511 amino acids)
Biological process (GO): sterol metabolic process
Molecular function (GO): heme binding; iron ion binding; oxidoreductase activity, acting on paired donors, with incorporation or reduction of molecular oxygen
Source: RefSeq, a predicted model, not a curated record